AUGGCCGGCCAUCCAUCACUGGGCGGCGUUGCCCUGAUCUUCCUCGCCGGAUCCAUAGUAAUGAUCUUCUUCGUCAUCCUCUCCGGCGUGACAACGACCCUACCCCUCCAAGAGACAUAUUUCCUGCGAGCACAAACAUCUGGUAUCACCGGUGCGCGCGACACCUCGCAAUGGACCUACUUCCAUAUAUGCAGCCCCGGCAAUGUCGACUGCACCCGAGCGAGCCCUGCCAUGCCAUUUGGCCAUGCUUGGGCUGAUAAUGCGGACAAUAUCCCAGACGGACUGGGCGGUGACUUUGCGGGACACACGACCUCUAAAUACUACUUCUACAUGUGGCGCUUUGGCUGGGUCCUAUACUUGAUCGGGCUGUUUUUCGAUGUCCUCGCUUUCUUCUCGGGCUUCCUGGCUUGUUGCGGCCGUCUGGGUGCUGCAAUCUCCGGGCUCGUGGCAUUGGUGGCUCUCUUCUUCUACAGCAUCGCCGUCUCGCUGAUGACAGCUACUUUCGUCAAGGCCCGGGACGCUUUCCUGGCUGACGGCCGUAGCGCCAGUAUCGGCCGCUACGCUUUCGGAUUCAGCUGGGGUGCGUGGGCUGCCUUGUUCAUCGGCACCGUCCUGUUCUUCAUGGGUACCCGCCGAGGCGACGGUGUCUCCCGCCGCCGCUUCGGAAGGAGUCGAAGCGUGAGGAGCCACCGCUCCCACGACCUCGGCAGCAGGCGAGUCAAGGACGACUAUUCUUAG
Messenger RNA from Diaporthe amygdali, 738 nucleotides. Its product is annotated as cortical patch protein. The transcript is spliced from 3 exons. The record is from RefSeq and is a predicted model, not a curated record. Lineage: Eukaryota; Fungi; Ascomycota; Sordariomycetes; Diaporthales; Diaporthaceae. Gene Ontology annotation, biological process: septin cytoskeleton organization; cortical actin cytoskeleton organization; fungal-type cell wall organization. The coding region runs from base 1 to 738 and encodes 245 amino acids. Gene Ontology annotation, cellular component: cell cortex; plasma membrane; membrane raft.